This is a messenger RNA of Onychomys torridus (southern grasshopper mouse), 5594 nucleotides long. It is a transcript of the gene Rmnd5a, whose product is annotated as required for meiotic nuclear division 5 homolog A. Lineage: Eukaryota; Metazoa; Chordata; Mammalia; Rodentia; Cricetidae. The transcript is spliced from 9 exons. The coding region runs from base 191 to 1366 and encodes 391 amino acids. The record is from RefSeq and is a predicted model, not a curated record. Gene Ontology annotation, molecular function: protein binding; ubiquitin protein ligase activity. Gene Ontology annotation, biological process: proteasome-mediated ubiquitin-dependent protein catabolic process. Gene Ontology annotation, cellular component: GID complex; nucleus; cytoplasm.
GCCAUGGGGCGGGCGGGCACGGGCUGCGCGGGGCUACCCCGGCGCCGCGGCUAGCGCGCCCGCCUUGCCUGAGCUUCCCGCGCCGCCCGCCGCCUUGGGGGACGAGGAGCAGGACGCGGCCUCGGUGGGGCCCGGGCCGGAUCGCUGCGGACCGCCGAGCGCCGGGGAGCCGAGCGCCGCGGUCUCCGGCAUGGAUCAGUGCGUGACGGUGGAGCGCGAGCUGGAGAAGGUGUUGCACAAGUUCUCGGGCUACGGGCAGCUGUGCGAGCGCGGCCUGGAGGAGCUCAUCGACUACACCGGCGGCCUCAAGCACGAGAUCCUGCAGAGCCACGGUCAAGAUGCUGAGUUAUCAGGGACCCUCUCACUUGUUUUGACACAGUGCUGCAAAAGAAUAAAGGACACUGUUCAGAAGCUGGCCUCCGACCACAAAGACAUCCAUAGCAGCGUUUCUCGAGUUGGGAAAGCCAUCGAUAAGAAUUUUGAUUCUGACAUCAGCAGUGUGGGAAUAGAUGGCUGCUGGCAGGCAGACAGCCAACGGCUUCUCAACGAGGUGAUGGUGGAACACUUCUUCAGACAAGGAAUGCUGGAUGUAGCCGAGGAGCUCUGCCAGGAAUCUGGGCUGUCUGUGGACCCAAGUCAGAAAGAACCAUUUGUGGAGUUAAAUCGAAUAUUAGAAGCAUUAAAAGUCAGAGUUCUGAGACCUGCCCUGGAGUGGGCAGUAUCAAACCGAGAAAUGCUCAUAGCCCAAAACAGCUCCUUGGAGUUUAAGCUACACCGACUGUACUUUAUUAGCUUGUUAAUGGGUGGAACUACAAAUCAGCGGGAAGCCUUACAGUAUGCAAAAAAUUUCCAGCCAUUUGCCCUAAAUCAUCAAAAAGACAUUCAGGUAUUGAUGGGAAGCCUCGUGUACCUGAGACAGGGGAUUGAGAAUUCACCAUAUGUUCACCUGCUUGAUGCAAACCAGUGGGCUGACAUCUGUGACAUCUUUACACGGGAUGCCUGUGCCCUCCUGGGGCUCUCCGUGGAGUCUCCGCUCAGUGUCAGUUUCUCUGCAGGCUGUGUGGCACUGCCCGCACUCAUCAACAUCAAAGCUGUGAUCGAACAGAGGCAGUGCACUGGAGUUUGGAACCAGAAAGACGAACUACCUAUUGAAGUGGACCUUGGUAAAAAGUGCUGGUAUCACUCCAUAUUCGCCUGCCCCAUUCUUCGUCAGCAAACAACAGAUAACAAUCCACCCAUGAAAUUAGUUUGUGGUCAUAUUAUAUCAAGAGAUGCCCUGAAUAAAAUGUUUAAUGGUAGCAAAUUAAAAUGUCCAUAUUGCCCAAUGGAACAAAGUCCAGGAGACGCCAAACAGAUAUUUUUCUGAAGAAAUGAAUUUGUUUGCAACUUGUAAGUGAAACUGAAUUAGGGGUCCAUUCGAGACAAGAGCGAUCCAUUGACUGCAGCUAUCCAAGGACUGCCGGGUUUGUAAGCUGUACUCCAGAAGCUGCUGGCACACUCGUGUGCACUCGGGAGGGAGUGCUGCAGAUGGGUGUUACAUAGGGCUUUUCACUCUUGGUCUUUGCUUCUGAUCAAGUAAACACACCAGCAGUUGUCAUUCAGUGCAGGUUUUGUACUUCCUAUAUGGAGAUUUUUUACUUCAAACAGAGACAGAAGUGGACCUUCCUGGCCUGUGUUUAGUGCUCCUCCUGCUUUUCCUCUGUCAUCUUCUUGAUAAUUGUAAGCUUGAGCGUGUUUGUGGAAGAACUUUCUUUCUUGUUAUGUAUACAUAAUUAAAUGAAAAUUCUUCAUAGGAGUUUGACAAAUUGAAUUGUGGUUAUACAACGAAUUUGCUUUUUUAGUUUGUUUUGUUUUCCUUUUUUGGCUUAAGGAAGAAAGCUGUGAUAAAUUCCAAAUGUAUGUUGCUUUUUGAUGUUUUUCUCUGCUCCAGCUCCUGCUUCAAAGUCAGCACGCCUGCGUUCGAGUUCUGUCUAGAAGCCCUAGAAGGCUUCCUGUUUAACAUCCCAUCAUGAAUUUAGCAGGCCGAUAUGAAAAUGAAAGAGAUAUUACUGGUUCUUUGCUUUUAUUACCAAGAGGUGCUUUUUAAAAAGUGUAUUUAAUAAAUGGAAUUCUGAAGUUAGGGUGUUACUAAGUUGAUAUGUGCUCUCGGUCUUAGCACCCUGCCCUUUCGAAUUUGCCUUCAAGACUUGGCUGGGUAUCAUCACAUUAGUUUAUCAUCAUAGACACACAGUGUUGUUUGUGCAUGUGUAUAUAAAUAUGUGCACCAGCAUCAAACAUUGUGUAUGUGGAAGGGAAGAAGCAUGUUCCAGUUCUAAAUGCAAUUACCAGACUCAUCACUUCAGGUCCUUAAGGAUAGACACUGCAACUUUUAGUGCUGUGGACCAUGUUUACUGCGGUUUUGUGUUUAACUAGUAUCUGUUCAUGCCUCUCUUCUGCAGAGUGUCUUACCAGAUUGACUGUGAACCUGUAUAUUAGUCAAAUGGCUACAGAUAAUGAUCUUUUCUCUUGUGAGGUAUCUUCAUUUAAUAUACUGCCCAGGAAGAGCCAUGUGUAAGAGUUAUUCUGUAUGCGGAACUACAUGGAAAAGACUUCUGUGGACAUGAUUCUGACUUAACCCCACGAAAUGCUUCACCUUGAGAAGAGUGCUGUGUGGAAAUCACCAAAUAGUUCACAACUUUAUUUCAUCUGAUGUAGAUCUGAACAUCAACAUAGGAAUACUUUCAUGAGAAAAUGAAAAAAGUUGUAAACACAGAAGCAAAGAGAAAUGUGACUCUUCCUAUUUUAAACUGCAGGUGGACUCGGUUUAAGGGGAUGGGGAUAACGCUCUGGUGCUAAGUUAAUUAGAAAUUGCCAGCAUUCACAGUGGUAUACUAGCCUGAUGGUCUUUGCUGAAAUGUUUGCCUGGGAGCUGGCAUUUGCUUGUGAAGGGAAAGACUAAUACUGCAGAGAAGCCCUGUGAAAUGACCGUAUGGUCAGCUCACCUUGAUGGCUACUGUGUGCUGGGUUGGUUAGCUGGGAUCAUGAUCAGCCCAGCUCAGGGUGCAUGCUUUGUUCAGACUUAGCCUGGCUCACGGUGACUUCUGCUUCACUGUUGGGGUGCUCUUUCGAGUCUCCCAUGCCCCAUUCAGCAGUGAAAAAAGAACACAGACCUCUGGACUGAAGGAGAAAAGGCAUAGUGCCAGGCAGUGUCCUGUUGAGGGUGUAAACUCGUUUACUACAGAUAAUUUUUCCUUUCAAUUAAAUUCUAGAGUGUCAGACUUUUUUAAAACAACUUUGUUAUUCCUAGGCCAAAUUUAGUUUUUAGGUUUUUUUCCCCAUAACUUACUCUUACCUUUCAAUUUCAAACAUGUACAUGACAUUUAAAUUUCACAUAGAAUUUGUGUGAUACAGACAUGUUUUUUUGAGGCCAGUGGCAAAUCUUUUUUGGAAGCAAGACCCUUUACACAGUUGGCUCAGGCCCUUUUAAGGACAAAGGCUCUGCCUGGUCCUCCUGGUGCUGGGAGUCACAUUGGCAGUUUCUUGUGAAGCUCAUGAAACUUGAAACAGAAUGAGUUUUAGCAAGUGUUUGGCUUUACGGCUUCCUCUGUAAGGUCUUGUAAUCCUGGUGGGCUGGGAGGGCAAGGGCCAAAACCAGAAACUUGAUCUAACAAUUUGCCAUGGGAAUUAGGUCUUGAGCUCUUCUUUACAUGUGUGGACUUUAACCUGUGAGAGACUGACUGAGCAGAGGUGGAUUUGAAGAAGCUAGACCUUGACCAAAGAUGCUGAAGUACAUUACGACCUUUACACUCUAGAACCUCCUUUGCAGUAGUGUAGGACCACGCCGUCACUGAUGCCGUGCUCAUGCUAGCGUGCAGGAGGAGCCCAUCUGUCUCUUCAGGCUUGUCAGUCACAUGGGUACCAGGCAUUGGAAACAGCCACAGAAUGGCUUCUUUGAGAGCCAUUUCCUUUCCUGGUAGUGGACAAGGGCCGCCAUGGGACUCUGCUAAACCAGUACAACCUUAUUAGCACGUCUUUAGAUGCUGGUGUAGCCAGAGCCUCUCCACGGUGGCUUCGGUUGUCGUUGAUCCUUUUCUCCUUGUGUGGCCAUCACAGAUGCCAUUUCUGUUUUAUUGAUGAUUAUAGGAGACUUUUAAUACAUAAAUGAACGGGUAUUGGUGCCUCUUUAUUUUUAAAAAAAAAAUGAAGAAAAAGAGCCACCUCAUAUUCAUAGAGUAUGUAUUUUGUGAGUGUGUGACAUUUAAUUGAAAAUAAGAAAGCUAGGAGGUAAAUUUUUCGUUUGACUUUUCCACAGCAGCUAAUGUGUAGGGAGACGUUAAACCCACACCAAAUCAUGUGGGGAUGAGGAUCCCCAAUCGUCCUCUCCAGGUAGGCUGUGCCGUGUGUGAUUUCCACCUCAGUGGUGUCAGCCUUUGGGACAGUGCAUAUCAAAAGCCAAGAACUCUUGGUUUAUCUGCACAAUUCAAGCUGCUGGUAGACUACACAAGCCCUCUGGUUUCCCAGCUCAACCCCUCAUAGACUGGCAGCCAUGCUGUCUGUCUGUCUGUCUAGUCAGCCGACUCAGGUUAUCUUCAGGGAAGGUAUGGAGACAUGGAUUGUUCGGUUCAUCCCUAGGAUGUGUAUGGUGAAGACGAACCAAAUACUUUCCACCAUUGAACUGUCUGUACAUGAUCUUUGGUAACAGUAGAAUACUGUGGUCUUGUGGAACACACAGAGGGAACAUGUAGCAAGGAUCACAUACAAAGCUUGGUGUUUCAUAAGCCUUCAGCUGACAGGUUGUAUGUGGUACUGUAGUGUUCACCAUAAGCAGGUACAAGCUUCAUGAACUUUUCAUAUUGAAUUACAAUUGAGUAGAUACCAAAAAUAGAGUGGCAAAUGUAUUUUAGUAGCAGAUGAGGCAGUUAGUUUUAGGGUGAAUUUUCCACUGUUGAUUUUACUUCAAGAUGUAGCAAGAGAAAGAUUUUUUUUUUUAAGGUGUUUUUAAGCUGUAGCAGGCAUAUGCUUCAUUUACUUCCAAAGAGGCAAAAAGUAGCUCGACUCACUACAGCGCAUGCUUCGCUCCAUGGUAUGGGUGGAUUCCUACACUUUUUAGUAGCAGUCUUAAGCUGCUCACGGCCAGGCAGGUGUGGGCUUCUGUAGGAUUUAGUGCCUGAACAUUUCUUUUGGGAAGGGGCUGGAGUGAAUGUACUGGGACGGGAGGGAAGCAGAAGGAAACAGGAGUGUGAGAGAGUGCAUGUGUGGAAAUUCACCAUCACCCCCGAAGCUAGCAAGCAACAGCUGUUGGCUCUGUUUACUCAUGACUGCAGCGUGCAUGCAUUUCUUCACUAUGUUUUCUAGCCUACACUAAGAAUUCAUCAGAUCAUCUUGCUCAGAUGGCUCAGGAUUGUAUUUCUUUGGCUUACCCCGUGCUCCUGGGUUCUAUAGUGUUUCUAUAAUUAUGAAUAGUGUUGCACUGUAAUCUAUCAUAUAGAGCUAUAUGUAUGGAAAUUUUUGAUCAGUUUUUUUAAGAGAUGUAUCCUGUUUGCAAAGGCACAAUAAAACUGCAUCUUCUAGAUUAUAGGCAAUAAAGGUAACAAUAAACCUUACUUUAAAUCAUA